Molecule: messenger RNA, 1080 nt
Organism: Recurvomyces mirabilis
Lineage: Eukaryota; Fungi; Ascomycota; Dothideomycetes; Mycosphaerellales; Teratosphaeriaceae
Exons: 1
Coding region: 1-1080 (359 amino acids)
Molecular function (GO): nucleotide binding
Source: RefSeq, a predicted model, not a curated record
AUGAGUACACAACCAUUCAACGUCGCCAUCGUUGGCUAUGGUAUGUCAGCCAAGGUCUUCCACAUACCACUCGUCCGAGCAUUAUCAAAAGACUUCAAGCUCUAUGGAAUCGUGCAACGUUCGCCAAAAGCUGGUGACGAUGCGUCCACGGAUCACCCGGGUGCCAAAGCGUGGAACAGCGUAGGUGAUGUCUAUCGCGACACGGCGGUCGACGUUGUCGUGGUGACCAGCAUCCCAGAGACACAUUUCGAGAUGUGUAAAGCCGCACUUCAGGCUGGAAAACAUGUGGUGGUUGAGAAGCCAUUCGUCCCAACCGCCAAAGAAGCUGAUGAGCUAUUGGAGGUCGCCAAGCGUAGCGGGAAGCUGUUGACUGUCUACCAGAAUCGACGAUGGGACUCGGAUUUCCUGACCGUACAGAAAGUGCUGAAGGAGGGUUCCCUAGGUGAUGUCGUGGAAUUUGAGACACACUAUGAUCGCCAUCGGCCUGACCCGCCACCGAACACCUGGAAAGUGAAGGAGGCGCCUGGUCACGGCAGUAUCUUCGAUCUUGGCACGCAUCUCAUCGACCAGGUAUACUGCCUCUUCGGCCUGCCUGAAGCAGUGAAUGGCUUCAUCACGACGCAGAGACGUGAAAAGAUACCGGGCGGAGCACAUGAUAGCCAUACCUUGAUCCUUCAAUAUAGAGAUGGUCUUAUGGUAACAGUCAAGGCAGCUAUCGUCUCCCUAGAAGAACAUCAACUUCACUACUGGGUUCGUGGUACCACUGGCUCAUUCAAGAAAUUCGGCGUCGAUGUGCAGGAGGAUCAGCUCAAGGCUGGGCUCCGGCCCGGUGAUGAAGGGUUUGGUGUCGAGCCGACGGAGAUGCAUGGUAGCUUGACUAAGAUCAUCGACGGCCAGCCCAAGAAGGAGACAUAUCCUACAGUGCAGCCGAUGAUGUACAUCGAGUUCUAUCGACAAUUUGCCCAGGCGCUGCAAGGCAAAGGCGAGGUGCCUGUCAAGCCAGAAGCCGCGAGAGAUUGCUUGAAGAUCGUUGAGGCAGCCUUUGUCAGCUCGAAGGAAGGCAGGACCGUGGAGCUGUGA